AUGAUGUCUUUUAGUUUCAAUGGAUUUAGAGUUGGCAUCUCUUUUGUCAUGAUGUGCAUUGUUUAUAAGUCAGCAGUCAACUCUCUACCAGAACUGAGUCCUCAGAAAUAUUUUAGCACCUUGCAAGCAGGAAAAGCCUCCUUAGCUUAUUUUUGUCAAGCUGAUUCUCCAAGUACCUCUGUAUUUCUUGAAGAACUGAAUAAGGCUGUUAAACCUCUCCAGGACUAUGGAAUCUCAGUUGCAAAGGUUAAUUGUGUCAAGGAAGAAACAUCAAAAUACUGUGGAAAAGAAAAGGAUUUGCUGAAAGCAUAUUUAUUCAGAGGCAACAUAUUGCUGAGAGAAUUCCCCACUGAUACCUUGUUCGAUGAGAAUGCCAUCAUUGCUCAUGUUCUCUUUACACUUCUUUUUAAUGAAGUAAAAUAUAUUACUACCCCGGAAGACCUUCGGAAUAUAGAAAAUGCUCUGAAAGGAAAAGCAAACAUUGCAUUUUCAUAUGUAAGAGCCAUUGGAACACCAGAGCACAGGGCGGUCAUGGAAGCUGCUUUUGUGUAUGGAAACACAUACCAAUUUGUCUUAACGACAGAAAUUGCCCUUUUGGAAAGUAUUGGAAUGGAGGAUAUAAAAUAUGCACAUCUCUACUUUUUUCAUUGUAAAGAAGUUUUGGACUUGACCCAACAAUGUAGAAGAACACUAAUGGGACAGCCAUUGACUACAGUUGACAUUUAUCGAUUUAUUAAGUCAAUGGAAGCACCUCUGCUGACUGAAGUUGCUGAAGAUCCUCAGCAAGUUUCAACUGUUCAUCUCCAACUAGGAUUACCUCUGGUGUUUAUUGUUAGUCAACAAGCUACCUAUGAAGCUGAUAGAAGAACCGCAGAAUGGAUUGCUUGGCGUCUUCUGGGAAAAGCAGGGGUUCUGCUCUUGUUAAGGGACUCUUUGGAAGUGGACAUUCCUCGGCAAGCUAAUGUUGCCUUCAAAAGAGAAGAGGGAAUGCUGGUGGAAUUUUUGGUGUUACAUGAUGCUGAUUUAGUAAUAUCCUAUGUAGAAAAUAACACACACAUUGAGGAAACAAGAGAAGAUGAAGCCGAUGACAUGGAAGGUCCAGAUAUGGAAAUGCAAGAUGAUGAAGUGGCAGAAAGUGUUUACAGAGACAGGAAGAGACAGCUGCCUUUGGAACUCACGGUGGAACUAACAGGAAAGACAUUUAACGCGACAGUAAUGGCUUCGGACAGCAUAGUGCUUUUCUAUGCUGGUUGGCAAGCCGUAUCCAUGGCAUUUUUGCACUCCUAUGUUGAUUUAGCAGUUAAAUUGAAAGGCACACCCGCUAUGCUGCUUACUAGAAUAAACUGUGCAGACUGGCCUGAUGUAUGUACGAAGCAAAACGUUACUGAAUUUCCUGUUGUAAAGAUGUACAAGGAAGGCGAGAACCCAGUAUCUUACAGUGGUAUGUUAGGAACUGAAGAUCUCCUAAAAUUUAUCCAGCUCAACAGGAUUUCAUGUCCAGUUAACAUAACAUCUAUCCAAGAAGCAGAAGAAUAUUUAAGUGGGGAAUUAUAUAAAGACCUAAUCUUCUAUUCUGGUGUGUCAGUACUGGGACUAUUUAGUCCAACCAUGUCAACAGCACAAGAAGAUUUCACUGAAGCUGGAAAGUAUCUAAAAGGAUAUGUUAUCACUGGAAUUUAUUCUGAAGAAGAUGUUUUGAUAUUGUCAAAUAAAUAUACUGCAACUCUUCCAGCCCUGCUGCUUGCCAGACACAAAGAAAGACAAGUAGAGAGCAUUCCAUUAGCUAACACCCAUGCUCAAGAUAUAGUUCAAAUAAUAACAAAUGCAUUACUGGAAACAUUUCCGGAAGUCACUGUGGAAAACCUUCCCACCUAUAUAAGGCUUCAGAAACCAUUACUUAUUUUAUUCAGUGAUGGCAUCAUAAACCCUCAGUAUCAAAAGGCAAUGUUGACACUGGCAAAAGAGAAACACCUGGAUUCAGUUAUUCCUUGCUGGUUAAAUUUAAAGAACACUCCUGUGGGGAGAGGAAUCUUGCAGGCGUAUUUUGAAGUUCUGCCUCCCCUUCCUGUUCUUGUUGUGGUGAAUCUGCAUUCAGGUGGCCAAGUAUUUGCAUUUCCUUCAGACCAGGCUAUAACUGAGCAAAACCUUUUGUUGUGGCUUAAGAAAUUAGAAGCUGGCCUAGAAAGUCAUAUCACAAUUUUAUCUGCUCAGGAAUGGAAACCUCCUCUUCCUGCUUACGAUUUUCUACGUAUGAUGGACGCUGCAGCAUCUCAACAUCCCACUAGGAAAGGUCCUGAGGGUAUGAAAGAAACUGACAUUCAGGAGAAUGAUAAACAACCUGAAGAUAAAUCAGCAGCAAGAAACGAAUGGAUUGAAUUAUAG
Molecule: messenger RNA, 2382 nt
Organism: Pipistrellus nathusii (Nathusius's pipistrelle)
Lineage: Eukaryota; Metazoa; Chordata; Mammalia; Chiroptera; Vespertilionidae
Source: the annotation of a GenBank genome assembly